Messenger RNA from Danio rerio (zebrafish), 1321 nucleotides. It is a transcript of the gene wnt5a, whose product is annotated as wingless-type MMTV integration site family, member 5a. The record is from RefSeq and is marked provisional. Lineage: Eukaryota; Metazoa; Chordata; Actinopteri; Cypriniformes; Danionidae. Gene Ontology annotation, molecular function: signaling receptor binding. Gene Ontology annotation, biological process: animal organ development; Wnt signaling pathway. Gene Ontology annotation, cellular component: extracellular region.
UGACAAGCAGCCACAUCAACUCCAGGAUUUGUCUGUCAGAUUCACUCACUGGGAUUGCGUUUUGUUUAAAUGAGUCGUCAUUUAUGCUAAUAACUAACCGGAUAUUUCCCCUGACACGGAUACAACUGGAGUAAACGCGAUCUGAUCAUCUGAAUUUCUGCCGACUUGAACAGACAUCAGUUAGGAGAGUCUUGUUAUGAUGCUGCUGAAGCUGAAGUGGACGAGCUCUGGAGUCAAAGACACUCCACACACACUGCUCUUCAUCAUCAUCACCUUCUGUGUCUUCUUCAUGCUGGAGAUCGUGGACGCAAACUCAUGGUGGUCUCUGGCGAUGAAUCCUCUGCUGAUUCCUGAAGUGUAUGUGAUCGGUGGUCAGCCGCUGUGCAGUCAGUUAUCUGGACUCUCCAAGGGCCAGAAGAAGCUCUGCCAGCUCUACCAGGACCACAUGCAGUACAUCGGAGAAGGGGCAAAGACGGGCAUCAGGGAGUGCCAGCACCAGUUCCGCCACCACCGCUGGAACUGCAGCACCGUCGACAACUCCACAGUGCUGGGCAGAGUCAUGCACAUCGGCAGCAGAGAGUCAGCAUUCGCCUUCGCCAUCAGUGCAGCAGGAGUCCUGCAUGCAGUGAGCCGUGCCUGCAGAGAGGGGGCGCUGUCCAGCUGUGGCUGCAGCAGAGCCUCCAGACCCAAAGACCUGCCUCGUGACUGGCUAUGGGGCGGCUGCGGAGACAACCUCAACUACGGCUACCGCUUCAGCAGAGAGUUCGUGGAUGCCCGCGAGCGAGAGAAAACGUUCAGCAAGGGCUCCGCGGAGAGCGCCCGGCAGAUGAUGAACCUGCAUAACAACGAGGCCGGACGCAGGAUAGUGUCAGAUCUGGCUGACGUGUCGUGUAAGUGUCACGGUGUGUCCGGCUCCUGCAGUCUGAAGACCUGCUGGCUCCAGCUCGCUGAUUUCCGCAAAGUAGGCGACGUUUUGAAGGAGAAAUACGACAGCGCCGCCGCCAUGAGGAUGAACGGGCGUGGGAAACUGGUGCAGAUGCACUCCAAAUUCAGCCCUCCGUCAGGCCAGGACCUGCUGUACCUGCAGCCCAGCCCGGAUUACUGCAUCCGGAACAGCAGCUCUGGCUCUCUGGGCACGCAGGGGCGGCUCUGCAAUAAGACGUCUGAGGGAAUGGACGGCUGCGCGCUCAUGUGCUGCGGACGCGGGUACGACCAGUACAAAGCGGAGCUGGUGGAGAGAUGCCACUGCAAGUUCCACUGGUGCUGCUACGUGCGCUGCAAACGCUGCUCCAGCAUCGUGGACCAGUACGUCUGCAAGUGA